UCUCCCUUCUCCCGCCUGCGCCGGCCGCGGGCUGAUUUCCGCCUCCGGGUGGCGCUUCCCGGUGUCGUGUUCUGGAAGCUUAGCGGUCACCAUGGAGCUGCUGGGAGAGUACGUCGGGCAGGAAGGGAAGCCGCAGAAGCUGCGGGUGUCCUGUGAGGCGCCGGGUGACGGCGACCCUUUCCAGGGCCUGUUGUCUGGCGUGGCCCAGAUGAAGGACAUGGUAACGGAAUUAUUCGACCCUCUGGUACAGGGGGAAGUGCAGCACCGGGUGGCGGCGGCUCCAGACGAGGACUUGGACGGUGAUGAUGAAGAUGAUGCAGAAGAUGAAAAUAACAUUGAUAACAGAACUAACUUCGAUGGACCAUCUGCAAAAAGGCCAAAAACACCGUCUUAACAAUAGCCUUCAUGACAUUUAAAAGAUGGCUGUUGUAUCCUUACUGUCACACUAGGACAUUUAAGGAAGACUUAUGCUCUAAUUUGGAAAAGCAUUUGUGUUGUUGUCCUGGGACAAUUUUGUCAAAGAGAAAACUGGUUUUUCUGUUUCUAGCAAAGACAGUAAAGGCUUAGAAAUAAAAUCUGUUUUCUUGAGAAAUAAAUUUCAGACCCUGGAAGGAAAAUAGAACACUUCAUAAUGUAUAAAAUCCUCUAAGUUGGCAACUGAAUUUUUAUCAUUGUUUUCUGUUUUUAAAAUAAUCAUUGAUUUGUGUGAUGUCUACAUCUUUUAACUUCUGGUUCUGUUAUAAAGAGUACAUGUCACGGUUCAUAGGCAGUAACAUUUCAGAGAACUGACAUGAACAAGUGGUGAAAAUUGGGCAUUAAAUAUAAAAAUAACAGUUCUUCAUAAACAGAAGGAAAAUAAGGAAAUAGAAAUACCGAAGAGAAAGGAGAGUCCUUGAAAGAGACCCAAGGAAACCCUGAAUUCAUACCCACGUCAAAUAUGCACAUAUCCUGAGAUGAUGCCACUUGAUGAAUGUGCAUUAGUCUGAUUUAUCAUGUACCUUAAGAGAGCCAGAGGGGGUAUGUUUUUGUGCUGUGAUAUGGUAUUUAUACAGGUACAAAUAUAAGGCCUUAAGUAAACAAUCUGCAUUGAUUACAAUUUGGAUAUUUCCUCUCCUCCUGUAGCCAUACUUUGAUUUUGCUUUAAAAAGAUUUUUGAAUCCUUUUAAAAAUAUAUAUUCCUAAAAUAUGUAUGUGUGUGUGUUUCUUUUCUGCUCGUCAGUAGGACUAAGGCAUUUUUAUUUGCUGUGCAUCCUUCCUGAUUUAGAUAGCUUCAAUGCAAAGAAAUCAAGUAGCAUGUACCUAGUAAAAUACAAAUAGUCAUGGAAUUUUAGAGUUGGAAGUCACUUUACAAAUUAUGUGAUUUAUUUCAGAGAUAAAUCUAAGGAUAAGUAUUUGCCCUCAGAUUACAGAGCUAACCAUUGACAAACUGGGUUACAUAAAUAGCCCUUAGAUUUUUUUUAAGCUGAUAAAAGGUGAGAGAAGAUCAACUUUUUUUUUCUUUUUUUUUUUUUGAGACAGAGUUUCACUCUUGUUGCCCAGGCCAGAGUGCAGAGACACAAUCUUGGCUCACUGCAACCUCUGCCUCCCGGAUUCAAGUAAUUCUUCUGCCUCAGCCUCCCAGGUAGCUGAAAUUACAGGCAUGUGCCACCACGCCCAGCUAAUUUUGUAUUUUUAGUGGAGAUGGGGUUUCACCAUGUUGGUCAGGCUGGUCUCGAACUCCUGACCUCAGGUGAUUCACCCACCUUGGCUUCCCAAAGUGCUGGGAUUACAGGCAUGAGCCACCACGCCAGGUCAAUUUUUUUUUUUUCCCAGGGUCAACUUUUUUUUCAGAUGGAGUCUUGCUCUGUUGCCCAGGCUGGAGUGCAAUGGUGCGAUCUCGGCACACUGCAACCUCCACCUCCCAUGUUCAAGCAAUUGUCCUGCUUCAGCCUCCUGAGUAGCUGGGAUUGUAGGUGCGCACCACCACGCCUGACUAAUUUUUAUAUUUUUAGUAGAGAUGGGGUUUCACCAUGUUGGUAAGGCUGGUCUCGAACUCCUGACCUCGUGACCCGCCCGCCUCAGCCUCCCAAAGUGCUGUGAUUACAGGCGUGAGCCACCGUGCGUAGCCUUUUUUUCUUUUUUUUUUUUUUUAAUUUUUACUUUUAGACGGUUUCACUCUGUCACCCAGGCUGGAGUGCAGUGGCACGAUCGUGGCUCACUGUCACUGCAACCUCCGAGUCCCAGGCUUCGGUGAUCUUCCCACCUCAACCUCUCAAAUAGCUGGGACCACAGGCAUGCACCAGCACACCCGGCUAAUUUUUUUGUAUUUGUAGAGAUGGUUUCACCACGUUGCCCAGGCUGGUCUAGAACUCCUGGACUCAAGGGAUCUGCCCACCUCUGCCUCCCAAAGUGCUGGGAUUACAGGCGUGAACCACCAUGCCCGGCCUAAUCAACUUUUAUGAAUCACUUUUAUUGUGAAAUAAUUUAAGUGAAACUCAAUUUACACACUUUUUCAUAUCCUUGAAAUAUUGUUUUACUUGGAACAGCAAGCAGCCUUCCACUAAGUACUCUUGGGCAAUCAAAACAAUGCCAACUAGAAAAAGUUAUGGAUGGUCAGAAAUUAUCUUUGUUUAGUUUAUGCUGAUGUUUCUAACAUUUAACUUAUUUAUUAUAGUACUGUUAUCUCUAUACAAUCAUUAAAGAAAAAACUGGUUGGG
Gorilla gorilla gorilla (western lowland gorilla) is the source of this 2696-nucleotide messenger RNA. It is a transcript of the gene GON7, whose product is annotated as GON7 subunit of KEOPS complex. NCBI's taxonomy places the organism in Eukaryota, Metazoa, Chordata, Mammalia, Primates, Hominidae. The record is from RefSeq and is a predicted model, not a curated record. The transcript is spliced from 2 exons. Gene Ontology annotation, cellular component: EKC/KEOPS complex. Bases 92 to 394 code for a protein of 100 amino acids.